AUGUUCCAGGUAAUCCAGCCAGAGAGGGCUCUCUACAUCCAGGCCAAUAACUGUGUGGAGGCCAGGGACUGGAUAGACAUUCUGACCAAGGUCAGCCAGUGCAACAGGAAAAGACUGAGCACCUACCACCCCUCAGCUUACCUCAACGGUCACUGGCUCUGCUGCAAGAUGUCUGCCGACACAGAACCAGGCUGUACACCCUGUACUGGGGGCCUCCCAGCCAACAUUCAGCUGGAUGUGGACGGAGACAGAGAAGCUGAGAGAAUCUACUGCCUGUUCAGCACGUACAUGAACAAACUGGUCAACAUGCAAGAGGCCUGUGGCAGUAGAUCAGUAUAUGACGGCCCAGAGCAGGAGGAGUAUUCCAGCUUCCUCAUCGACGAUCCCCGGGAGACCUAUAAGACCCUGAGAGUCAUCAUCUCCUCUGUUCAGACACUGGAGCAGCAGCACACCAAGUACAAACGAGACAUGUUCAGGAAGACCAAGAUCGCAGCCAGUCUGGUUCUGUUCCGAGACAGGUCUAGGUCUGGUCUGGGUCUGGUCCGGGACAGGUCUGGUUCUGGUCCGGGGACAGGUCUGGGUCUGGUCCAGGACAGGUCUGGUUCUGGUCCGGGACAGGUCUGGUUCUGGUCCGGGACAGGCCUGGUUCUGGUCCGGGACAGGCCUGGUUCUGGUCCGGGACAGCCCUGGUUCUGGUCCGAGACAUGUCUGGGUCUGGUCCGGGACAGGGAUCAUCCAAUUGGAGACAAGAGUUUGUGUUACAUCCACCAACAGUCUGAGAGCUCCACCUACUCCAUCUAG
This is a messenger RNA of Oncorhynchus masou masou (cherry salmon), 801 nucleotides long. RefSeq names its product ras GTPase-activating protein 3-like. Gene Ontology annotation, biological process: intracellular signal transduction. The annotation marks the transcript as partial. NCBI's taxonomy places the organism in Eukaryota, Metazoa, Chordata, Actinopteri, Salmoniformes, Salmonidae. The record is from RefSeq and is a predicted model, not a curated record. The transcript is spliced from 5 exons.